AUGUGGAAAUGCCAUAAGUGUCAUAAACCAGUAUAUUUUGCUGAAAGAAAGCAAUCGUUGGGAUACAAUUGGCACCCGGAAUGUUUGAGAUGUGAAGAAUGUGGAAAAAGACUGAAUCCUGGUCAACAUGCAGAGCACAAAGGGGUUCCUUAUUGUCAUGUGCCAUGCUACGGGGCUCUUUUUGGGCCCCAAUUAUUCGGUCAUGGAACCAGAGUAGAAUCUCAUAAGAGUUUUGGAGCUCAAAAAGACUCCCCUAAGUUUAGUAAUGGUCCGGUGCUUCCAAGAUCACAUUUAGAAUCAAAAAUAAAGGUUUAUAAUCAAUUUUUCGAGGGCAAAAGUGGAGAGAUACGCUCCAGAGAAGUCAAUGGAAGGUUUAUUCUUGAAGGUUCUUUACGAAUUCAUUGGGGUAUACAGGGUGUUAUACAUCUUAAGGAAAAUGAUGAUCAGAGGACUGUAGUUACUGUGAGAAAAAGGAAUUCAUACAGAUCACCCAGUCCUGAGUAUGAUACUGAUGAUGAUAUUCAAAACAUAUCAAGAGACAGUAGUUACAAUGAAAUAUCAACAUGUUCUGACGAUCUUACAAGAUCUGAUACUGGAAUUGAAAGCGGUUCAGAGUCUUUAGAUACCAGCAUUACUGAUAGCUCAUUUAGUUCUCAAAAUGUGAUCAAAUCAGUGACCCUUCCAUCAAAAUUGGAUGUCAAGAACAUGGAAUGGGAUGAAUUGGACGAGUUGCUUCGUGUAGAAAGAAAAGUAGAUGUCUCAGAGCAUUUGUACCAGACUAUGCCAGUUUCUUUACCAUCACAAUUGAGCACUGAAAAUUCCAGUGGGUCCAGUAGUAGUAACAAGACUGAAAGUGUAUCACAAACUGUCAAAAGCGACACGUUAACGCUAGGAGACUCUGAAACCUUAAAGGCUCCUCUAACCAACGGCACUAUUAGCGAAGAUAAAGUCCCUCUUUUGUCGUCGCCUCUCAGCAAAGAUGACGUUUGGUUAUCGCAAAGCAACCAUUUAAACAGAUCCAUGUCCGGGCCCGAUUGCUUAGGCCGCGUCAGAGACGGCUUGUCUCCUGAAUUUGACAGAAGCAGCAUGACGAGUACCGACAUAACCUUAUCAGAACAAAAUGAAGAAGUGGUGCUCAGGAGACCUCACAAAGGUUCUACAGCCAUAAAACGUCGCCCAGGCACGAGAUUAUCCAGGAGUAAAGUGAAACGAAGGUGUUCCAUAAACGGUCACUUCUAUGACAGAGAAACAAGCUUUUUUACUCCUCCUCACGGUAGCCAGAUGAGCGUAUGGGUCACGUCACUUGUCAAUACCGGUGAAGUUAUCAAUUUGUUAUUAGAAAAAUACAAAGUUGAAAGUGAUCCCCAGAACUUUGCUCUAUUCAUCGUUCGAGAUAAUGGAGAGCAACGCAGGUUAAAAGAGAGCGAAUAUCCUUUGUUGGCCAGGGUGCUUUUGGGGCCGCAUGAGGACGUCGCCAGGUUGUAUUUGAUGGACAGCCAUAACACGCCUGAAGUUAGCAGUGAAGUCGCGCAAUUUUUGAAUCUUACACUAGCCGAAUGUAGGGCUAUUCUGGCGCAAUAUUAUUCGCAAGAGGAAAGGGAGGUGGCUCGAAUAAAGCAAAAGUUUGAGGAGAUGAAGUUUAGAAUAUCGAGAAAACUAAACGAUUCAAAAACGACUUCUUGA
Molecule: messenger RNA, 1683 nt
Organism: Psylliodes chrysocephalus
Lineage: Eukaryota; Metazoa; Arthropoda; Insecta; Coleoptera; Chrysomelidae
Source: the annotation of a GenBank genome assembly